This is a messenger RNA of Spirodela intermedia, 774 nucleotides long. The record is from the annotation of a GenBank genome assembly. Lineage: Eukaryota; Viridiplantae; Streptophyta; Magnoliopsida; Alismatales; Araceae.
AUGAUGGCCACCCGCCGGAUCUUUCUCGUCCUCUUCUUAAUCGCGGUUCUGGCCCCCUUCGCCUAUGCUGUCUGCAACCGAACUUGCGGCGCCUCGAAGGCGUCGGUCCCUUAUCCAUUCGGCUUCUCAGAGGGAUGCCCUAUCGUCUUGAAUUGCUCCACCGACGAGGAGCAUCCGUUCUCGUUGGGCGAAUUCAAGGUGAAAAACGUAACCUCAAGCAGCUUCUGGAUCGAUUUGCAUCCAUCGUGCAACCGGUCGAUCUCGACAGUAAAGCAUUUCUUCAAGCAUAAUUAUAGGAUGACAGCGAGGAACACUCUUCUCCUCCAGACUUGCUCGUCCGAUACCGUCGCCCCUGUUUGCCUACCAUCAUUGUCGAAUUUUUCCAAUAAUCUGGGCUCGUGGGCCGGGCAAUGCAAAUCCAUCCAAAUUAACUGCUUCUCAGCCAACACAAGCCAUCGGGGCCGUGAUCUGCCCCCACUACUGAGCAGCGAUUUCAUUGACGGCCUCAAUUGUUCCAAUCUCUACUCUUCGAUGACUCUCAUCGACCAGGCCGCCUCGAUUCAACUAGAGACGGUGGAACUCGGCUGGUGGCUGGGGAACAACUGUUCUCUGUGCCACAAAGAUGCUAAGUGCAGCUUAAGCCACAGGACAGUAUUGAACCCUGGAAAGAACAGUAGCGCUGUCCAGAGUCCUUUGUGCGUGUGCCUGGAUGGACUCGCCGGCGACGGGUUCAGCGAAGGAGACGGCUGCCAAAGAGGUACGCAAAGCCACUGA